CUGGAUGUGGCAAGAGUGUUCUAAGGUGAGAACUUAAGUGGCUAUCUGGAGGAGCAAUACCAUUUCCAGAUUGCUAACGCACUGUUUAGUGCUACGGCAAUUGAAGAUGUCAAACGUCUGUGCGAUACGAACGAUGAUUACGGGUUGGCUUAUUUCUACUUCACCUUCAGCGACUCUGAAAAGCAGAAAUUGGAAAAUAUGCUUCUAUCCCUUAUAGGCCAACUUCCAAAAAGGCCUUCGGAUCGAGGUCUGCCAGCUGCGGUUGUAGAUCUCUAUAACAGCACCAAGGCAAUUGGGAAGUUGGCGGAUACCAGGGCUCUGAAGGAUCUAUUGUCCCAGAUUGUAAAGGGUUUUAAGAAGACCUUUAUCAUCCUCGAUGCCUUGGAUGAAUUUCCCAAGGGCACACGGGAGAGUCUCCUGUCUUGGAUUAGUGAACUUACGGUUGAUCAUAAGGCCGGACCGCUUUCUAUUCUCCUCACCAGCCGUCCCGAGGCCGACAUAGCGGCAUCACUAGAACCACUCAGUGCUUUUUCAGUCUCGCUACAAUCUAAAACUGUCGACCCGGAUAUCCGAACUUAUGUCCACAAAUCUCUUGUAGGCAAGGGUGGCUUCAAGAGGUUUACCGAAGAAAUUAAGGAUGAGAUUGAGCACACACUAGUUACUCGUUCACAAGGAAUGUAUGUUAUACUCGCCUAUUGAGAUGUGGAUUAGGCUAAUACAAAGGUGGGAAUGGGAAGGUUCCGAUGGGUGGAUUGCCUUUUGCGAGUUCUAGAAACAUGUUUGGCGCCGGACGAUGUAAGAGCCGCGUUGAAGAAGUUGCCUAAAGACUUGGAUUCUGUCUACACUAGGAUCCUCGAAAGCAUCGAUGAGAUGCAGAGCAUAUACAUUCAGCGAGCGAUGAAUUGGCUCGCAUUUUCGGCCGUGCCCUUGACUUUAGGCCAGCUUGCGGAGGCCGCCGUAAUCGAAUACGAUGUCGACAAGUAUGGCGAGAAUCCGGAGACUCGCACUCUUUUUGAUACUGGUUGCAUUAUGAGCAUUUGCCCUAGCCUUAUUUCCUUCGAGGAUGCCAGGGACGAUGAAUCAUCCCCGCAGGAAGACCGCCGAUUACGACUGGCACAUUUCUCGGUAAAGGAAUAUUUGAUAUCCGACCGGGCAUCUCAGGGCCCCAAUGCCUACUAUCGUAUUUCCGAGGAUGAAGCGAAUUUACUCAUGGGGCAUGCGUGCCUCAGUCGAAUACUGCGACAUAGUGCCCAAGGCACUAUAGACAGGGAGGAAGUCAAAGAAACGUCAUUUCUCUACCACUGUGCUCGAUAUUGGUUUGUGUAUACCAAAUGUAUUGAGGAUACGGCACCCUCACCACUCGCCGACGCAGCGGUGAAGGUUCUCGAGCUUGGAAAGGGCUGGUUAGAUGUAUAUGACCCUGAUGAUCCUGAGCGAGAUAAAUCCACGGGUUCCUUCGUUUAUCCACAGGCUCUCUACUAUUCUUCCUUGUUAGAUUUAGUCAAAAUCAGUGAAUUCCUAGUCAGUAGCAAGGAGAGUACGGUGAACGUGAAUUCUCAGGGUGGCAAUUAUGGCAAUGCACUACAAGCCGCUGCACGCGGGGGAAACGAAUCAGUUGUGCACCUUCUCCUAGAGCGUGGGGCGGAGGUGAAUGCUCAGGGUGGCGAGUUUGGGAACGCACUACAAGCCGCCGCAUUCGAGGGAAACGAAUCGGUUAUGCGGCUUCUCCUCGAGCAUGGGGCAGAGGUGAAGGCGCAGGGUGGCGAGUUUGGCAACGCACUACCAGCCGCUGCAUUCGCCGGGAACGAAUCGGUUAUGCGGCUUCUCCUCGACCAUGGGGCGGAGGUGAAUUCUCAGGGUGGCGGGUUAGGCAAUGCACUCCAAGCCGCUGCAUACCGUGAAAACGAAAUAGUUGUGCGGCUUCUCCUCGAGUGUGGGGCAGAUGUGAAUGCUCAGGGUGGUGCGUUUGGCAAUGCACUACAAGCAGCUGCAUACGGGAAAAACGAAUCGGUUGUGCGGCUUCUCCUCGCCCAUCGCGCAGAGGUGAAUGCUCAGG
Tuber aestivum (summer truffle) is the source of this 2056-nucleotide messenger RNA. The record is from the annotation of a GenBank genome assembly. Lineage: Eukaryota; Fungi; Ascomycota; Pezizomycetes; Pezizales; Tuberaceae.